Molecule: messenger RNA, 2581 nt
Organism: Odontomachus brunneus
Lineage: Eukaryota; Metazoa; Arthropoda; Insecta; Hymenoptera; Formicidae
Exons: 2
Coding region: 186-2423 (745 amino acids)
Source: RefSeq, a predicted model, not a curated record
AGUAUGUUUUCGAGGCACCAUCCGAUAGAAACAUUUCGUUCCGAGCACUUUGCUAGUUUAACACCACCGUUUUACACUCGAAAAUAUUGUGAAGUGUGCUUUGACUGCAUCAUUAUUCAAUAUUUGAUUUUCUCCUACUUUUUUCACGAAAUAAUCUGUAUUUUAUUUUACGAGAACUAACAAAAAUGUAUGACAAAGACGCAUUGCUACAAAUAUUGAAAAAUCCAUCUUUUCGGACAAUCGAUUCAAGUGGGAAAGUUUUACCUCCAAGCGAUGAAGUUUAUGUCAGAAUUUCAGAAGAAAUGAAAAAUCGGGGGAGCAACAUAACUCCGAAACACGCGUAUACGAUAUUACAAAAAGAUCGUGGAAUCUUCUUGCGAGAAAUUUUACGCGUUUAUAAUAUUGACGAAAGGAUAAUUGUUCAACAGAGCGAACAAAGUGAUAUAUCUUAUGCUGACAAUAAGUCACGAACUGAACAGAAGAUAUCUAUAUCAUACAAAAUAAUAAUAUCUCCUGAGAAAUGGAAAGAAAUGAAACCUGAAUCCCUUAAUUAUGGCGAUAAGCAAUAUGUGACGUUAAAAAGACGUGUAUGGACACAUAUUAUUGCAGAAAAAAUUUAUUCUCAAACUGAUAUUCCAUGUGCCAUUACGUUUAAAAGUGGCAGAGUUUAUAAACGUUCAUCUGCAAAAUGCUAUGUACACAUUAAAGGGCAUUGUAUCGAUUGCGGUGCCAUAAUAGAUGGUAAAUUGUUUUCAAAACCUGUAGCUGAUAGAGAUUGUGUUUUUGAAUUCUUGAUAACAAAUUUGAAUACAAAAAUAAGUCACAAACAUAAAAGACCUCUAGCGGGAUACUUACGCCAAAAAAUUACUGGAUCGCCAGUUGAAGGGGCAUUUUCAAAUUUAAAGAACGUAGUUUUUAAAGGUAAGUUACCAAUGAGAGUGGAUAAGUUCGUAAUUGAACAUCUUAACUAUCUCGAUGGGAAGUUAAAAUUAGCUUACGCCGAACACAAUACAGUUAAAAAUAUAACCUCAAACCAUGAAAUUACAAGCCUACAAUCAGAUUCUACAGUUAAAUCUAUAUCCCUGAAAGAAAAUAUACAAAGUUCAACGAACACUAUGUCUAACAAAACAUUAAUCAGCACAAAGACGGAAGAUAACGUCCGAGUUACAAUCAAUGAUACUACAAAACAUCUUUCACUAAUUGAGGUAGAGAAAAAUGUAUCUUGGACUAAUAAUGAGAUUAAAAUAAUUGAAACAUUACCGUCAUCUACCGUUUCGUCAUCACUUCCUGAAAAAAGCACGAAAAUGAGCAUAGAGACCCUUCCUUCCGAAUUGGAAUUUAUCUCACGUUGCGUUGAAACAUCCACUCCAUUAAAAGAAGAGCCACAAAAAGAAAAGAACACCACAUUCAUUACAUCUUGUGAAAGUGAAAAUGCACUGGAUAUUAAAGAAAACUGGCGGAGAGAAGCUAAAACGGACAGAAACAAACAAAAAAGAAUGAUUAGUACAAAUGAUGGAAAGCAUCGGAAGAAAUUCAAUUAUUUAGAUGCGUGUGCCGAUUGUGACUUGUUCUCAAACGGCACUGCAGAAGGCAUGCCUCUUAUUUCUAAUGGUAAUCUAUGCGAACCAGUGCAUUGUGACAAGAUCAAAAUUUUGGUCAAAGAUACAUGUGCUUUUGACUCAAUAUUACAAGUUAUAAUGUGUGCAAUAGCAACAAAUUCUUCAUAUAAAGAAGCAAGUCGUGCGAUAGACAGUACAUUUAUAAAGUUAGCUGAAAUGCUUUUAACGGAUAGAAAGGUGACAGCAGCAGCACGAAUUGAGAGAGCUCGAAUUUUACGAGACAUUCCAAUUUUCCAAAAGUCGCAGUACACGCGGCAAUUGCUAUCAAUAAAUGCAAACUGCAAUGCUGCUCAUCUUGCGGAAUACAUUUUACAUCCGAGUUAUGUAAGAUAUAUUAACUGCAAUACUUGUAAUAUAGCAAGCGAACACAAAUUUACAUUUUUAAACGUUAAUGUGGACAUUAUUCUUCAGAACGGGCCGGACUGUAUACAAGAUGCAAUACAUAGUGCAAUAAAUACAACUUAUUUUUGCAAACAUUGUAAAAAAUUACAACAUUACAAUGUAACGUACGGUCCUCAUAUUCUUAUCGACAUGAGCAUUUUGACGGAUAAUAAUUAUACAAAAGUGCCCCUAAAUGACAUGAAGCUUAAUGCAAUAAGUAAACGCAUUGAAGUUGGGGGCCAAUUUUAUAAUUUAGUUGGGGUGAUUAGGUACAUAAAGUAUACCGCCGUUAAAGGACACUACACAGGAAUUGUAUACACAAGUUUGAAGUGGUACGAAUACGACGAUUUAUCACGUAAACGAAUUCCUUUACAUUCCAAUUUUAAAAUCAUUCCCCAUAUCCUCAUUUAUAUAAAACAAUAGAAUUAAAACAUUGAAAAUAAUAAUUGAAAAGAAAACAAAAACAAAAAACAAGAAACAAAAAACGCAAAAGAAGAAAAAACAAAAAAAUGUUAAAAAUAUUUUUAAACAAACAGAACUCUCAAAGUGUAGAUAGCGUACCUUACAACCACUAUUACGAC